CAUGUACCCGAUUUCUGCGGCAUAAAAGGCCAAGCGACGCACACACGCGUCCUUGCGCUCAUCGAUGAGCAAAAGCAGGAGAUCAAAGAGGCGUUCAAGCUCUUCGACAUGGACAAGGAUGGCUGCGUCGACUACCACGAGCUCAAAAGCGGGUUCGACUUGAAGAAAGCGGAGGUGCUGAAGAUCCUGCGAGAUCAUGACAGGACAGGACACGGACUGAUGGACUUCGAAAACUUCGCGAAAAUCAUGAGCGAGCGCAUACUGACCCGUGAUCCCAUAGAAGAGAUCCGCCGCUCGUUUCAGCUUUUCGAUGAUGACAACAACGGCAAGAUCAGCCUAAGAAACCCGAGGAGGGUGGCGAAGGAAAUUGGUGACCGGUUGGAAGAUGAUAAACUGCAAGCCAUCAUUGACGAGUUCGGACUCGACCAGGACGGAGAGAUCAAUGAACAGCAAUUAUUUGCGAUCAUGACGGAUGAUGCAUAG
Molecule: messenger RNA, 483 nt
Organism: Laetiporus sulphureus 93-53
Lineage: Eukaryota; Fungi; Basidiomycota; Agaricomycetes; Polyporales; Laetiporaceae
Product: EF-hand
Exons: 4
Biological process (GO): spindle pole body duplication
Cellular component (GO): mitotic spindle pole body; half bridge of spindle pole body
Molecular function (GO): calcium ion binding; microtubule binding
Source: RefSeq, a predicted model, not a curated record